UUCUGGAGGCGAACAAAAACAGCGCCAGCGCGGUUCAUGAUGUACGCGUUAAAAAAAGGUUUGCUAGAAUGAAAAGUCCCUGGAGAAAAAGACGUCGUUCAGUAACUAGUAAAGAAGCUGGAGACGUGUUGGAGAAGUGUAACCAAAGCUUUGAAUUUAUCAUGAAACCAAAGGAAUUGAGUCGACCGACAUCGGAAUGUUGUAACCAUGUAUCAUGCAAUCGGUCAAAUGCCUCUUCUGAAACACAAAUAUCGAAGAAGACUUUCGUUAAAUCGCACAGCUCUGAUAGGACCGUCUACGAAAAACAAAAUGUUACGCCAAUAGAAGUGAUCAAACCUGAAGGUAGCAAUGAUAAAACUGUAAAGCUAUCACGAUCUAAAUUGCAAAUGAAAACUAAACCCAAACCGCCAACGAAAGAGAUGAAAGAUGUCGAAUGUCAGUGCCCUGAAGAAAAAUUUGAGAUCUCAGACGCAGACAUACAAUGCGACAUCAUUGACAGAAAAGCAUUGGUAGAGUCUCCUAUGUCUGACUAUAGCGGCAACCGAUAUUAUAUGAGAGAACAUACAAGCAAUGCUGGAAAAUUAAGUGCAGUUUCUUCUCAG
Messenger RNA from Ostrinia furnacalis (Asian corn borer), 602 nucleotides. RefSeq lists its product as uncharacterized. The transcript is spliced from 5 exons. The annotation marks the transcript as partial. The record is from RefSeq and is a predicted model, not a curated record. NCBI's taxonomy places the organism in Eukaryota, Metazoa, Arthropoda, Insecta, Lepidoptera, Crambidae.